Rhinichthys klamathensis goyatoka is the source of this 3268-nucleotide messenger RNA. RefSeq names its product cadherin 26, tandem duplicate 1 (gene cdh26.1). Gene Ontology annotation, biological process: multicellular organism development; cell-cell junction assembly; adherens junction organization. The record is from RefSeq and is a predicted model, not a curated record. The coding region runs from base 182 to 2656 and encodes 824 amino acids. Gene Ontology annotation, cellular component: plasma membrane; adherens junction; catenin complex. The transcript has 19 exons. Gene Ontology annotation, molecular function: calcium ion binding; cadherin binding. Lineage: Eukaryota; Metazoa; Chordata; Actinopteri; Cypriniformes; Leuciscidae.
ACACUCUUUACACACACACACACAUAAGCACACGAACAUCCCCAUAGACACUCUAAAUUGCACAAACGGACACAAAAGGUGUGAGAUGGCUGUCUAGCUUUACACUUAAGCCAAGUAAAGGUGAUUGCCACAGGUGCUGAUCUGACAUUUUGAGAGCGCCGGCCAACAGGAGUGCAGCAACAUGACGGGCACCUUUUUCCUGUUUCUACUUGCACUUGUUGAAGUGACCGCUUCCAGCAAAAAUGAUGCCGGCAAUCGUGAAAAGCGGGAAGCUGUUCUUAUUCGUUCAAAGAGAAGAUGGGUUCUGUCCACCGUUGAUCUUGAGGAGAACAGGCCUGGACCGUAUCCAAUUGAGCUAACACAGAUGUACAAUGACAAAAAGGACAACUCCGUCAAGUUCCGCCUCCAAGGAGACGGGGUGACAAGAGAACCAUUUGGUUUGUUUUCCAUUAACGAAAACACUGGUGUUGUAUUCGUACACCGGCCCAUCGACCGGGAAGUGAAUCCCAUCUUCCAUGUGGACUUUGACGUGCUGGACAGGCAGACUGAUAAAGAGUUGGACAAAACGCUGUCAUUCAACGUGGACAUAAAGGACUUGAAUGACAACAGUCCCAAGUUCUCGCCGGAAAUGAUCCGUGUACCAGUUCAGGAGAACACUCCUGAAGGCAUUCUGCAAGCAACAUUACAAGCUCAUGACAAUGAUCAGCCGGAUACUCCUAAUUCACAGUUCACCAUGAGGGUGGUGUCACAAGAACCUGCAUUACCAAAAAUUUCCCUGAAGGACAUACCUGGGACCACUAAAAUCAAACAGCUCACCUUCACGGGAUGCUUUGACUAUGAUAUCGUAAAAACAUAUAAAGUGCUAGUUGAAGCGAAGGAUAAUGGGACACCUGCAAUGUCUUCAACUGGAACUAUUUUUCUGGACAUCAGAGAUACCAACACCCAUCUACCAGAAUUCAAAUCUGCCACGUACAACACUGAAGUGAAGGAAAUGGAAUCAAACAAGGAGAUCCUAAGAAUUGGCGUCACAGACAAGGACACACCGAACACGGCUGCAUCAAGAGCGGUGUUCUCCAUCCUGAAGGGCAACGAAGAUGGGAAUUAUAAGAUCGAGACAGACCCCGCAACCAAUGAAGGUGUGCUGUCUGUUAUCAAGGGGAAGAAUUUUGAGAAAUCUGAGCUCACAGAGGUGGAAAUAGGUGUCGAGAACGAGGAGAAAUUAUUUCAGUGUGUCAAUGGAAAGGCCCUAACAGGUUCCACACCAAAGCUAAACUCUGUCAAAGUGGCAGUGAAAGUCAUUGACGAGAAUGAUCCCCCUCAAUUUAAGAAGACUACUGAAGUAAUUUACCGAAAUGAAAAUGGAUAUCCAGGAGAUGUGUUGUUUGUACCUGAAGUCAAAGAUGAAGACUCGGACUUGAGCAAAAUCAGGUAUGAGUUAGUACAAGACCCAGCCAAAUGGGUGAGUGUUGACCGGAAGACAGGAAAGAUCACCACAGUUCAGAAGAUGGACCGGGAAUCUCCAUUCAUCAAGAAUGGCACCUACACUGUUGUAGUCCAUGCUAUAGAUGACGGACAGCCUCCAGCUACAGGGACAUGCACUGUUGUGGUCUUCCUGGGUGACGUGAAUGAUAAUGCCCCCUAUCUCACCUCCAAAAACAUGAUCAUGUGCGGGAACAAGGUCGACCGUGUCAAUGUGAUUCCAGCAGACCUUGAUGGACCUCCAUUUUCAACUCCUUUUACCUUCUCUCUGGGAGGAGGAGAAGCGCUUAGGAAACUCUGGAAGCCGGAGCCCGCCACAGGAGUAAACACCUCUCUGAUAAGUUUGACGUCUCUACCAUAUGGAAACUACUCGAUUCCUUUGAAGAUUCAGGACCAGCAAGGGCUGGAGUCAGAAGAGGUUCUGCAGGUAGUUGUGUGUGAAUGUGUGGGAGAAGGAACCGUGUGUCGUGGGGCUCUUCCUUCCUCCUCAAGGCUGGGUCCAGCAGCCAUCGGUCUCCUGCUUGCCGGACUUCUCCUUUUGCUCCUUCUUCUACUCCUUUCUUUCUGCUGUGACUGCCGAAGCACGAGCUUUCAACACAUACCUCUGAACAUGGUGGACGAGGGCAACCAAACCAUUGUCAAAUACAACGAGGAGGGAGGAGGCUCAGUCUAUAAACCCGAGUCCACACUUACUUCCAAUUUUGGUCUGAUGGAAAGCAUGAAAAUUGGAUCUGCACCGUCUGAGUCCCUGGUUACAACUGACGGAUACAGGAUGGCUGAUAGUAGUAUGCUGAGAAUCCCUGGAAGGUAUAACUCCAUUAUUUCCAAUGUUGGAGGUGCGAGGAGCGUGUCAAUGUACCGAGGGGAAAGGGGAAGGUUUAUGAGUGGAGGCAGCCAGAUGUCCCGGUCACUCACCUACACUCAAACACAAAGAAAUCUGUCAGGACGCAUCGAGAGGAAAAUCAGCGGACUUCCGGAAGCAAAGAAGGACUAUCCUGAAUAUUCCCCAUAUCUAUAUGAAUAUGAGGGGAAGGGCAGUGAUUGCCAGUCACUGGAUCAGCUGACUGUCAGCAACCUUGGUGAUAACCUGGACUUCCUUCAGGACCUUGGGCCAAAGUUCAGCACUCUGGGAGAGAUUUGUCAACGGCCAGUGGAGCGCAGGAAUGUCCGACUGUGAAAAUGGAUGAUGACUUGAGACUUGAGAGAGCUUCAAGCCUUCAGCUUUAUAUCGUUUAAUGAUUGCUCCACAUUUCUAUAAUGCUUUCAGCUCAGCUGCAAAGGGGUACCAGGGAUUUUUUGUGCAUUGAUUGUUUUAUUUUUUUUGAGAGAGUGCUCUAGGACAAGGCAAGCCUUGAUUUUGAGCACCAUGAAACCUGCACAGGAGCAGGGUGAUCAGGGAUAAGCUGUGAACAUUACGUCUUCAGUGCCAAGACUGGCCUCAAGGAACUAAGUGAUACUGAUACAGUAUGCGUUUGUGCUCAUGAUAUAUAAGGAAUAUAUGCAUAAGGAAGCAUGUUGAGUGCUUGAAUUGAAAACUGCUAACUUUACCUCAGCUUGUGCCUGCCUGUUUCAUCUUUUUUCCUCAGCAAUUGUAAAGCCACACUUUCCCAACCACACUUAGCCAUGCUGAUUGUGUAAGCGAGUUUUUGUCUGGGGUUGUCCUGCACUUACAUGAUGCUAUUGGGACGCUGACUUUAGGUACUGUAUUGUUUUGCGCACUUUGCUAGGAUGACUUUGCAUUGCAGAAUCUCUUGAGUAUUUAAAGGGAUAGUCCAGCCGAAAAUGAGAA